GAUUAAAGCGUACACGCGCCUUCGAUUCAUUCUCGGCGAUGGCAAAAUAGUUGAGCAUAUCAUAGUGUCCCAUAUAGCUGGCCAGUGAGUCGCGAUGUUGAUUUGUAAGCCACUCAAAUUUAGUGGUGUCCGCGUGUCCCGUUCCAAUAUAUUUGCUCUGCAGAUGCUCCAAUUGACUGUGAAUAUUAUAGCGUUCACCCAUUUUCUUUGAUAAAUAUUACACUUUCGCAGGGGAAAAACAACGCUUGUUUGUUGUGCUAUCUUUUUCAGCACUGAACUAGUUCAAUGGAACAAAACGCAAAAGUGAGACACGGCACUCUUUACAGUAGUUAACUACACUGUAAACAGGUAGAAUAGUAGUGCAAACUUGUUUGUAAAUAGUUUGGUAUUUAAUUUAAUAAUUUGGCGAAUAUAUUACGAUUAAUUGACAUAAAUGAGAGAAGUGCUUGCUACCGUUAAGUGCUUAUUCAACCAUUGAACUACAUCUUUUGAAUUGAGCGCAAAAGUGAUACGACCAGUGUGAACAGCGUCUUAGCUACUUACUGUUAACAGCAAAAUGUGCGGGCGAACUUGUCUAACACUUGACCCCGAUCAGGUCCUAUGCGCCUGCAAGUACCCCAAGAAGAUCAAGAAUAUCAAAAAGGAGAAGGAGGUGGAUGAGAAGGAGGAUAUCAAACAGGAAUAUGAGACGCCCGAAUGGCGGGCGGAGUUCAAUUUGGGACGACGCUAUCAAGCCUCCUACAAUAUAGCGCCCACGGAUAUAACACCCGUCAUUGUCUCGGCGGCGCACUUCUCAGAGGCUGAGGAUCACAGAACCGCACGCAUUGUUGUGCCGAUGAUGUGGGGCAUGAUUCCUGCUUGGCAUAAGGGCGACUAUCGCAGGCAUGGCCUCACCACGAACAACUGUCGGUUGGAGCGCUUGAUGGACUCCAAGCUGUACCGCGGACCCUUCAAGCGCGGCCAACGCUGUGUGGUCAUCUGCGAGGGCUUCUACGAAUGGCAGACGACAAAGCAGCAGGCCAAAGCGUCUGAGCGGGAUGCCUAUUUGAUCUAUGUGCCACAGGAGUCGGAUGUGAAGAUCUAUGACAAGAGCACCUGGUCUCCAUCAAAUGUCAAACUGCUGCGCAUGGCGGGCUUGUUCGAUGUGUGGCAGGACGAGGAAAGUGGCGAUAAAAUGUACAGCUACAGUAUCAUCACAUUCGAGUCCAGCAAGAUCAUGUCCUGGAUGCACUAUCGCAUGCCAGCGAUCCUUGAAACGGAACAGCAAAUGAAUGAUUGGCUGGAUUUUAAGCGCGUGAGCGACUCGCAGGCUUUGGCUGCACUGCGUCCGGCUACGGCUCUGGAGUGGCAUCGUGUCACCAAAUUGGUGAACAACUCGCGCAACAAGAGCGAGGCAUGCAACAAGCCACUUGAGUCAACAGCUGCCAAGCCGGAAAAGCCAAAGGGCAUGUUGGCUUGGCUAACGGGCCACAAGUCAAAUGUGCAGCAAAACGAAUCCAAGUGCAGCGUUCAAGAUCAGCACUCGCAAGUCGUCAAGCGCAGCUCCACCUCACCGAUAACUGAGAGCCAAGUUGCCAAGCGGCGCAAGAGCGACGAUAUCAAGAUCAAGUCGGAGUCGGAGAAUGGCUGAUUCUAUUAUUAAAGUUAACAAAACUAAACUAAAAUUGAAAAGUUUAUUUUUUUUAUAGUAUUUAAAAUUUAUUUGCAUUAAAAACCAAAAGAUUUUGUUCUCAUUACCCAAAUCUAUGAUAUAAGUUUGUAUAUAGCGUUGAAUAAGCUUAAUUACAAAGGCUUAGCAUAUAAAAAUUGAUUUAAAUUUG
Molecule: messenger RNA, 1820 nt
Organism: Drosophila grimshawi
Lineage: Eukaryota; Metazoa; Arthropoda; Insecta; Diptera; Drosophilidae
Product: abasic site processing protein HMCES
Exons: 4
Coding region: 557-1630 (357 amino acids)
Biological process (GO): DNA damage response
Molecular function (GO): single-stranded DNA binding
Source: RefSeq, a predicted model, not a curated record